Pelagomonas calceolata is the source of this 796-nucleotide messenger RNA. Lineage: Eukaryota; Pelagophyceae; Pelagomonadales; Pelagomonadaceae. The record is from the annotation of a GenBank genome assembly.
CCGUACCGCAUACACAAUACCGCGACGCCAAAGCGCGCCUUAGCCGCAGCGUAAGUGCAAGCGCGUGGGCUCCUGGGCUCGUUUUUAGCAGUGAAAAAAAGCUGCAAGGCGCCGCAACUGCUCGUUGCACAGCUUCGCAGAGAGAGCACUCUCAGGACAGCUGAAACCACCCCUGCAUCUCGCGCAGCACCGUUCCGACAAAAACCGCUGAUCAUCUCGCUGCGCGAUAAUGGCGGAGGAGACGGACGACCUCAGCCUGGAAAGGGACCUCGACGACGCCGCGCGCGCGGAUUUGCAACAACGAAUAGCUGAUGAGCUCGAAAGCAUCCUCGGGACGCCCUGCGAUGCUGUGCUUGCCGAGUACGCGACGGUACUCGUCGCGACGGAGAAGAAGAGCAUGGCCGAAAUAAGGGUGGCCCUCGCGGAGAUGAUCGAGGAGGAGCGCGCGGCGAAAUUUGUAAAUUGGCUCGCCGCGGAGCUGCCGGCGCUCGAGACGGCGAAGCGGAAGAGGGAUGAGGACGACGCCGAGGACGACGCCGCGCCGGCGCGGAAGGGCCCGAUCCUCUCGGGGCCGAGCGUCUUUCCAGGCCGCGGGUUUCGAGGGAGAGGCCGGGGCCGGGGACGGGGCCGCGGCAAGGGCCGAGGGCGCGGCCGCGGCAAGGGCCGGGGCAAGGGCCGGGGCCGGGGCCGCGCGCCGGCGGCGGCCGAGGGCAACAAGAUGUGGGUGAAGGAGGGCCACCAGAUCCAGUCACCAAAACUCGACGGGGCCCUGAACGCCUCUAGGUAACACAAUUUA